Molecule: messenger RNA, 582 nt
Organism: Vigna radiata var. radiata (mung bean)
Lineage: Eukaryota; Viridiplantae; Streptophyta; Magnoliopsida; Fabales; Fabaceae
Product: cytochrome P450 71A26-like
Exons: 2
Coding region: 1-582 (193 amino acids)
Molecular function (GO): heme binding; oxidoreductase activity, acting on paired donors, with incorporation or reduction of molecular oxygen; iron ion binding
Source: RefSeq, a predicted model, not a curated record
AUGGCCAGAAAAACCUCACCACCAUCUCCUCCAAAGCUUCCAAUAAUAGGAAAUCUCCAUCAACUUGGCACUCUCACUCACCGAACUCUCCAUUCCUUUGCUCAAACCUAUGGCCCUUUAAUGUUACUUCACUUUGGAAAGGUGCCAGUUCUUGUGGUCUCAACGGCCGAGGCAGCCCGUGAGGUUAUGAAAACCCAUGACCUUGUUUUCUCAAAUAGACCACAUCGUAAGCUGUUUGGUAUCUUCUUGUACGAUUCCAAAGAUGUGGCAUCUGCUCCAUAUGGCAACUACUGGAGGCAGAUAAGGAGUAUCAGUGUCUUGCAUCUUCUCAGUGCAAAAAAGGUUAAAUCCUUUGGUGCAGUGAGAGAAGAGGAAAUAUCCAUAAUGAUGGAUAAGAUUAAGCAGUGUUGUUGUUCUGUGACGCCUGUGAAUUUAACUGAUUUAUUUUCUACUGUCACAAAUGACAUAGUGUGCAGAGCUGCUCUCGGAAGGAGAUACAGUGGAGGAGAAGGGAAUUCUUCUCGUAGGUGUGGUAAGACGUAUACGGUUCAUUGGGUUAGAGUAAUAGGUUUUGGGUUGUGA